Molecule: messenger RNA, 2218 nt
Organism: Cuculus canorus (common cuckoo)
Lineage: Eukaryota; Metazoa; Chordata; Aves; Cuculiformes; Cuculidae
Gene: PIGQ
Product: phosphatidylinositol glycan anchor biosynthesis class Q
Biological process (GO): GPI anchor biosynthetic process
Cellular component (GO): endoplasmic reticulum; membrane
Source: RefSeq, a predicted model, not a curated record
GCGGGGACUCGCGCUCGGGCGGAACGCGGGAUCGCGGCUGCGGCGCCGGCCGAGCCCGUCCCACUGCGCACCCGCGCGGCGACCCGGCCCCGGGCUGCGGGCCGGCAGGACCGCGGGACGCCGAGCAGCGAGGAGGCGGUGUGCUGCUCUUCCAGCAUCGCUGCCAUGGUGCUCAAGGUCUUCUUUCCAUCCUGCUGUGCUUCAGCAGAAAGUGGCAUUCUGAUUGGCCGCUGGAUCUGUGAACAGAACUCUGCUGUGAUCCUUGCCGUGGUCCAUUUCCCCUUUAUUCCUGCCCAGGUGAAGCAGUAUCUCAGCGAAGUCCAACGGGUGACCAAAGUCAGUGUUUCUGUGCUCGGCUCGUGGAGCAACAGCAAGCAGGAGAAAGAAGAGAGUCUGAGUGAGUUCUUGAAAGACCUUGGGACAAUAUUCUCCCAUGAGCUGAUUCAGAUAAGCAAAGAAGGAGACAAAUUCUGGAGCUGUUCUACCCUUCAGAAACACACUAGCAACCCUGAAGAGGAAGAAAUCAUCUUUGUAUACUAUGACCAGGCAAAAGUCAUGCUUUCCCAUCUGCAUCCUCCUUUGGAUACGGCUGCCUCCACUGACCAUAAGGCCGAUGAUGCUUCCAAGCUCUCUGCCAUCUUUGACACAGUUGCGAGGAGCAAGGUACUGUUCAUGACGGACCGGUACGAUGAGGGGCCCAUCAAGCUGACCCACUGGCUCGAUGGUGUCGAAGCCAGCAUCAUCGUGGAGCUGCUGAAGCAGGCCUCAGUGCCUGCCUGCAUGCUGCUGGCAUUCCUGCUCUCGCUGGUCUCUGGGGUCUGCAGGAGCCGGGUACUGAAGUUUGGCCACUAGUCUUUCCUUUGGAGCAAGCUCUCAACUUGUGAGCAGCUGGGACAUCGCCUGCAAGCACCUCCAGGUCAUCAGCAGCAGAAGAACGCUCAAAACCAGACUCAACUGAUGAGGAAAGCCAACAUCUUUGUUUCUCUGCUGGUGGAUGUGGGCGCUGGGGUGUACUGCUUAUGUCCUUGCUGUACAGAAAAGAACCGAAUUGGGCACCUUGCUGACACUCUGAUCCCUGUGGCUGAUCACGUCGCUGAAGAGCUCCAGAACCUGCUCCAGUGGCUGAUGGGAGCACCAGCUGGACUGAAAAUGAACCGAGCUUUGGAUCAGGUUUUGGGCCGCUUCUUUCUUUACCACAUCCAUCUUUGGAUUAGCUACAUCCACCUGCUGUCCCCGUUCAUUGAGAUGAUCCUCUGGUACGUUGGUCUGUCAGCCUGUCUGGGCCUGACUGUGGUGCUCUGCAUCCUCUCCGACAUCAUUGCACUUUUGACCUUCCACAUCUACUGCUUCUACGUCUACGGAGCCAGGCUCUACUGCCUGAAGAUUUACGGCCUGUCAUCCCUCUGGCGCUUGUUCCGUGGGAAGAAGUGGAACGUCCUACGGCAACGGGUGGAUUCUUGCUCCUAUGACUUGGACCAGUUAUUUAUUGGCACUUUGCUGUUUACAAUCCUGCUGUUCCUCCUGCCUACGACUGCGCUGUAUUAUUUGGUGUUUACUCUGCUCCGUUUGCUGGUGGUGAUUGUGCAAGGCCUGAUACACUUGCUAGUUGACCUGAUUGACUCUCUGCCUCUUUAUUCAAUCAUCCUUCGGCUCUGCAGGUCUUACAGACUCGCAGCUGGUGUGAAGUUCAGAGUCCUUGAGCAGCAGGAUGGAAAACCUCUUCGACUCCUGAUGCAGAGCAACCAGUUUUCUGGGAUUCUGCCUGCACCACCAGUUCGCUCCAGCUGUCCAGUGCUCAUGGAGAGGGGGAGGAGUGCCUACAAAGACGGAACUCUGGGAAAGGGUGAUCAAGCAGCCUUUUUUAGAAUUAAUCCUGGACACCUUUUGUCAAAUUAGUUUCAAAGUACAAUGUUGCUAAAGCAGGAGGAGAAAAUGCUGGUAUGCAGAGGCAUCCCUGUGAGGUGGUCAGUCUUGGGAUGGUGAUUAAAAUCAAAAUAAAAAAGAUUAACUCAGCUGAGGAGACUUAGUUUAAGAUGGUAACUUUCCAAGGCACUGUGUGGUAUGCAUCCUGUUCUGCUGGGACUUGAUUCUGCUGGGUGGAUAUGGGAUUAUAUCAGGUUUAGCUUGAAGCCCAGCUGUGUGCUGAGGGCUUAGCACAUUAGAGCAACAGGAUCGUAAGAGAUACAGCUCAGCUGGUACAGGAUGGAGGAGUUCCUGG